AUGACUCUCUAUACGGACACAAAACUUAAUUUUAUUGAUAAUAAUGUCGUUACCACAUUAAGUUCUUGGCAUCCUGCAUUACCAUUUUUAGCUGUUGGCUCAUAUAACCAGGAAAAAGGUGGAUUUGUAACCAUUUUUGAAGAAACUGGUCAUGCCUUAGAGGGUUGUGACUGGCCGGUGCUGCUAUCAAAUCAAGUAACAGCAUUAGCCUGGCACCCAAUAAGAAAAUUGUUAGUGGUGGGUUGGGAUGGAGGUGAAUUAUACAUUUGGCUGGAAUACUCAUGGGCCAGGUUGGAGGCGCCACACAAUUCUGCCUUAACAACUGUCACUUUCAGUCCUGGAGGUGGUAGACUGUUGGCUUCAGACGCUGCUGGCUCCCUGUCAGGAUGGCAAGCAAGUUCUGGGGCUCCUUUGACAGCUUUCCACCAUCAAUUAGGUGAUGUCAUCACUCAUGUAAAAUUCUGUGCUCCUCAUCCCACAUCAGAGUCCUCCAUCAGAGGAUUGGCUCGGGCGGCAGUUGCAGGUGAUGAAAAUGCCCUGGAUGCUUUGGCUGCUUGGCGGCCUCGUACUACAGCCAAGCUGAGGGAGGGCCUUCAGCCUGACAACCAUGCUUGUUAUGCAGCUCAAGAUAAUGGAGUUAUAUUAUACAUAGACCAUGCUGGAGCCUGUUCAGAAGUGUUAAAUGCCCCAGGCAUCAUAGUAUUCAUGGAUAUUCUAAGCACUGUAUAUCUCCUUGUCGCUUGGGAAACAGGUGGUGCUCUUAGCCUAUCAAGAUUUGCAAUAUCAAGUGAUGGGUCAUUAAUCACAGAUACUCAUGUUCGAAUGACAGCAAGGAAUGGUCAAUCCAUAGUGCUAGCGGGAAACUUCUGUGUAGCUGUUAUAACAGGAGAUAAUUUAAUUAGGAUUUGGGAUAGUGAAACUGGAGACAAUGACGUUUUACCCAAUGAAGAUGAUGAAACUGUCCCAGGGGAUGUAUUCACAAGUAUAAGUUAUUGCAAUUUAAGUGAUACUCUAUGCUGUGGUACUUCACAAGGAAAUUUACACCUGUGGAGAAGGGACCAUAGGAGUAAGUGGAAGUUAAUCAGCAGUACCUCUGUCAAAGGUACUGUGAAAGAAGUAACCUGGGGUUCAGAAGGCUUAAUGAACCCAUUAUUACAUGUUAAUUGUAUUACAAAUGCGUUCAUACUCAGAGAACAAAAUGUUUGUUGGGGCUAUUCCAAUAGUAUUUGGAUGGUACAAAAAUCUGCUCAAGAAAUUGCUAUUACAGGAAAAGCGAAUGUUUCAUCAAGUAUAAAUACAUCAAUUACCAUAAAGGCAUUUGCUUUUAGAGAUAAUUAUGUAGUUUUAGGUGAUGGUAAAGAUGUACAAGUUUGGAUGCGCAAUAAAGAUAAUGAAAUCAAAUUCUCCCUCAUUCGCACAUUUGCAUGGAAAACAGAUGUCCUUAUAUUGUAUAAUGAUUUGAUUGUUGGUAUUGUAAGUCCUCAUAUUGAAUGUUUUAACAUAGCUGGUAAUAAAAUUGGAAUUUUACCCAGUGCUGAAGGAGAAGGUGAACCAAUUGCUAUAACAUGUACAAAUAGAUUCAUAGUUAUUGCAACCAUUGAUGGUACAAUAAAAUUGGCAGAAAUCACUAAAAAGGGUUUAAGGAUGCCAUUCCCCUCCAAAAACUGUUAUCAGAUGAUUGAAGAUUUUGGUGAAAUCAUGAGAUCCUCAGUCAAUGCUUCUGGUCUUUAUAUUUGUUUGAGUAUUGCAAAUGCAGGAUUAGCUCCAGAUCCCAGAAUAUACUUAUGGGAUGUAGCGAAUGACGUGAUCGAUAGUACCCUUCUGUCAAAUGUGAACUCGGCUCCAUAUCACAGCGUGCCUAUUGCAAUAUUAUGGGAUAGUAAUGACCCCCGACUUGUUGGCGUCCAUAUGCGUUCUGCCGAAUUUGAUCACAUUCAUUUAUUUUUUUGCCACGAAAGUAAGCUAUAUGAAUACAAAAAUUGGUGUCUCGUGUCAGAGGAUUACUUUUUAUCUGAUUUUAUAUUAUGUACUCUGUCUUCACCUUAUGUUAUAAUUUUAACGCAACAAAAUAUUAAAAGAAUAUUAAUGAAUGAGUUUGAAGACACCAAUGAUUAUGAACAAGCCAAAUUGAAACAAGUGCUGAAUUUCAUUUACUACAUGACCACAGGGCAUUUAGAAAAAGCUGUCGUAAUGGGUUCUAAUAUCACGGGAAGCAAAAACUCUGUAGUGUGGGAUAGCUUGGCUAAAGUAUGUGUAUCUUUAAAACGAGCCGAUAUCGGAGCUAUUUGUUUGGGUAAAAUGGGAAAUAUAAAGGGAGCUCUAAUGAUGCGCAAAGUCUUAAGUGAGGACAAUAUGGACGAUACAUCUAAAGUUGGAGUCUUGGCGGUUAAUUUGGGCAUGAUUGCAGAAGCAGAGAAAUUGUUUCGAGAAGCUCAGAGACCGGAUCUGAUUACACGUCUGAUGUCAGCAAAAGACGGAGGAUUAAAUGAAAUUAUAAAUGGAGAAAAGGAAGGUGAAAACAUGCUUCUGGUAAAAAGCGCCCAACAUAAACUUGCAAAAGUGCUAUGGGCGAACGGUGAAACUGCAGCGUCAUUGAAGUUAUUCGAAAGUGCGGGGACGCUAGUGCCUCACGUGCCUCGAAUGCUCAUAGCUCAAGGCCAGGCUGCUGUUCUGGCUCAGUAUGUUAUAACAUCGAAUGAUAGCAACUUAAUAAUGUGGUGGGGACACUAUCUUGAAAGUAUUGGUGAUCUCGAUGGAGCAUUAGAAGCUUACACAAGGGCAAAUGAUUUCGGGGAACAAACUCGAUUGCUCUGUCAUAUGGAUAGAAUAGAUGAGGCAGAAAAAUUGUGUCUGAAAAAUUCGUCAUCCUUAUAUCAAAUGGCGCGUUACUUGGAAAUGAAUGCCAACGAAACAGAAAGUGCUGUAAAGCUAUAUAUAAAGUGCGGCGCCAUUUCAUCUGCUGUACGAGUAGCUGCAGAGGCCGGCGCAUGGAACCUCGUGUGGCGCGCGGGCAGUUCCUCCGCCAAACACGCGCUCUAUGCUGCUUCUAUCCUCGAAAACGCUGGCCAAAAUGAGCAUGCCAUAGCUCUGUAUCAAAAAGCAGGAAAGGCUCACAUGGCGUUGAAGUUAGCGCUCAGCUGUGGUGAUACAAAUGCAAUGGUGACUGCUGUUGAGUCGCUUGGAGACAAAGUCGAUCCCGAAUUGGCUCGCACUCUUGCAGAACAUUUGCGACAAGCGGACCAUCAUUCUCACGCGGCCGCUUUACUGGCUACAGCGGGCAAUUAUGAAGAAGCGUUAGAUAUAGUGGAGCAGUCCUCGACGCCACUGUCGGAGGAGCUGAGCGAGAGGCUGGCCGCGCCGGUGGGCGCAGCGGGCCGGGACGCGCUUCUGCGGCGCCUGGCCGACGUGCUGGGCGCGCGCGGCCUGUACCACCAGGCGGCCAAGCGACUGGCACACAUUGGGGACAAGGCGGGUGCACUGCGCUGGCUGAUGCGCUCGGGCGACGCGGACCGCAUCGCGACGUUCGCGGCCGCCAGCCGCGACCGCGCCACGCAGCUCAUGGCGGCCGACUACCUGCGGCGCCGCGCGGCGUGGCGCGACCGUCCCGACCUGGCGCGGCACGUGCUGCACUUCUACACCAGGGCCAAGGCCUACGGGAAGCUAGCCGCAUUCCAUGCCGAGCGCGCCAAAAUGGAAAUCGAUGAUUAUGAGAACUACGAAAAAGCUUUGGAAGCUCUGAAGGAAGCAACACGAUGCAUCGCAAAGUCAUCAGAUGCUGAAAUGAGUGCACAGACGAUCGCACUUCAGGAACAGAGUACGUUUAUCAAACGGUUCCUUGAUGUGAAGAAAGUGUUGCAAAAUGGAGAAAUUAAUACAGGAAUCACAAGUGGUCAACAACUUAUUCAUGCAGUAAGCGGGAGGCCUGGGUUGAUAACAGAAGAAAAAGUGCUUAAACUACUUAUACAAUAUUCCACAGAACACCCGGAAAGGGAAAAGUUAGAAAUGCGGCUGAAAGUUUUGCAGCAACCACCUAAAGAAGAUCAUGCGUCGUCAGAGUCGCCUGAACAAAGUAUAGAAGAAGUUAUUUGAAAUGAAAAUCACGAAAAAAAUAUACAGCCCAUAGUUCA
Molecule: messenger RNA, 4127 nt
Organism: Maniola jurtina (meadow brown)
Lineage: Eukaryota; Metazoa; Arthropoda; Insecta; Lepidoptera; Nymphalidae
Gene: rempA
Product: intraflagellar transport protein 140 homolog
Exons: 11
Coding region: 1-4089 (1362 amino acids)
Biological process (GO): intraciliary retrograde transport
Cellular component (GO): ciliary basal body; axoneme; intraciliary transport particle A
Molecular function (GO): protein binding
Source: RefSeq, a predicted model, not a curated record